AUGUUUCAAUUAUCUCGUUAUGUAGAAAUUAAACUCAGCUAUGUUGACUCUGAAUUUAUGGUGUAUUUCGCUAAAGAAAACUCAACAAGAAGGCCUGUGGAAUUAAAAAUAUAAAAUUCUCAAAAUUUCCACUACCAAUAACACUUUUUAAGCAUGGAAGUGAAAUUGCUUCUGAAAUUAAAAGGAAUAAAGGGAAUACCAGAGUUAAUCGAUUAUGGAUAUUCAUCAAAUUAAAAGUAACAAUAUUUAUAUUUUGAAAAGGUUCUACCUAGUCUCUGAAUAAACAGGGCACAGUUUGUAAUAAUAUAUAAAUGCAAAAAAGUAACUAGGUGCAACUACCAUUAUUUAUAUCGGAUAAUAGCUUCUUGAUAUACUACAAAGUAUUCAUGCUCUUAAUGUUUACCAUACAAACCUCGCCCCUUAAAAUAUAUCUUUCUUAAAAAAUUAAGUUUAUUUACAUGGAUUUUAUUUCAACCACUUGGAUGAUAGGGAAAAAAUAAUGCUUAAAGAAAAGAGAUUUUUAAGUAAAUAGCUAACUCAUAGUUAUCCUGUAUCAUUUAAGGAUGAUUUAGAGAGUUUAGGGUAUUUACUUAUGUAUCUAGUUGAUUGUAAUAAAUUUUAAAUAAUUAUCAGAUGAACUAAAUAAGAAUGAAAAUGGAAAUUAAGCAUCGAAUCAAACUAGAAUUUUCUUUAGAAAUUACUUUGAAUUGCUUCCAAAAUUAUCAUCAACAACUCCGCCUUAUUUAUAUUUAAAAAAAAUAAUUUAUAGAAUUGUUACAUAAUGCUUAAGUGAUGAUAAUAAAAUUAAAACUAAUUAAACUUCAAAAAAAUUAGCUUUAAAAUAAAAUAGAAACUAAACUAAUAAAUUAAGCAUCAUUAAAGAAGAUGAUUUAGAAAACAUUGUAUCCAAGCAUUUUGUGAAAAUUAAUGUCCCUACUUCUUACAAAGAUAAAAUGAAUUUAUCUAAUGAUUUAGAAAAUAGUAUGAAUUAAACUUGUGAGAUUUCAGAAGAAUAAUGCUAAAUUUCAGAAAUGAUUUAAAAUCUUCACAAUUAAAGUAUAAGGGCAAGAUCAAUAGCUUCACUUUUUCAAUAUAAAUUAUGA
This is a messenger RNA of Paramecium sonneborni, 1103 nucleotides long. The record is from the annotation of a GenBank genome assembly. NCBI's taxonomy places the organism in Eukaryota, Ciliophora, Oligohymenophorea, Peniculida, Parameciidae.